AUGGCCAAAACCCAAAAGAAUAAAGCCACCUCGUUUCAUUUGGGUCAAUUGAAAGCUAAGCUUGCGAAGCUAAAGCGUGAACUGCUCACUCCGAGCGGCGGAGGUGGUGGAGGUGGAGCUAACGUGCUCAGCGGCUUUAUUGGAUUCCCAUCCGUGGCUGCCGCAUACGAAUUCACAACCCUUACUACCGUCCCCGGCCAAGUCCUAUAUAACGGUGCGAAGAUCCAGAUGCUUGACCUUCCUGGAAUCAUCCAAGGUGCCAAGGACGGCAAAGGUCGAGGAAGACAGGUCAUUGCCGUUGCCAAAACGUGUCAUCUUAUCUUCAUCGUUCUAGACGUGAACAAGCCCUUGACGGACAAGAAGAUCAUCGAGAACGAAUUAGAAGGAUUCGGCAUAAGGAUCAACAAGGAGCCUCCGAACAUUAUCUUCAAGAAGAAAGAUAAGGGCGGCAUUGCCAUCACAAACACCGUACCCCUGACCCAUAUCGAUCACAGCGAGAUCAAAGCGGUUAUGAACGAAUACAAAAUCUCUUCGGCAGAUAUAGCAAUCCGCUGCGACGCCACGAUUGACGACUUGAUUGAUGUUCUUGAGGCCCGAAGCCGUUCUUAUAUACCUGUGAUUUACGCCUUGAAUAAGAUUGAUGCCAUUUCAAUCGAGGAGCUGGAUCUACUAUACCGUAUCCCCAACGCUUGUCCCAUCAGCUCGGAGAGAGGAUGGAAUAUCGACGAACUCCUCGAGCUGAUGUGGGAGAAGCUCAACCUGCGAAGAGUCUAUACCAAGCCCAAGGGCAAGAAUCCAGAUUAUAACGAACCAGUGGUCUUGAGAAGCACGGCUUGUACUGUCGAAGAUUUCGUACGUCCCGUCUUCCUCCUCCUUCUCCCGGGUUAUUUUCGUUAUUAA
This is a messenger RNA of Trichophyton verrucosum HKI 0517, 900 nucleotides long. RefSeq lists its product as uncharacterized. Gene Ontology annotation, cellular component: cytoplasm. Bases 1 to 900 code for a protein of 299 amino acids. Gene Ontology annotation, molecular function: GTPase activity; GTP binding. The transcript is spliced from 5 exons. Gene Ontology annotation, biological process: cytoplasmic translation. NCBI's taxonomy places the organism in Eukaryota, Fungi, Ascomycota, Eurotiomycetes, Onygenales, Arthrodermataceae. The record is from RefSeq and is a predicted model, not a curated record.